Emys orbicularis (European pond turtle) is the source of this 1247-nucleotide messenger RNA. RefSeq names its product mortality factor 4 like 1 (gene MORF4L1). NCBI's taxonomy places the organism in Eukaryota, Metazoa, Chordata, Testudines, Emydidae. The coding region runs from base 39 to 1100 and encodes 353 amino acids. Gene Ontology annotation, cellular component: nucleus; NuA4 histone acetyltransferase complex. The transcript is spliced from 14 exons. Gene Ontology annotation, biological process: chromatin organization; regulation of DNA-templated transcription. The record is from RefSeq and is a predicted model, not a curated record.
GGGAGGGGCGGGGUGGGAGGAGGGAGAGUCACUUAUAAAUGGCGCCCAAGCAGGACCCCAAGCCCAAAUUCCAGGAGGGUGAACGAGUGCUGUGUUUUCAUGGACCUCUCCUUUAUGAAGCAAAGUGUGUAAAGGUUGCCAUAAAGGACAAACAAGUGAAAUACUUUAUACAUUACAGUGGUUGGAAUAAAAAAGAGAAAUCAGAGCUCUUCCUUUUACACUGGGAUGAAUGGGUUCCAGAAAGCAGAGUGCUCAAAUACGUGGACACGAAUCUGCAGAAACAGAAAGAACUUCAAAAGGCCAAUCAGGAACAAUAUGCAGAGGGCAAGAUGAGAGGUGCUGCUCCAGGCAAGAAGACAUCUGGUCUGCAACAGAAAAAUGUUGAAGUAUUUUUCAGACGAGAUGGAGCGCAUACUGUUUGCUGUUUGGAGACCCCUACAAUAUCGACACGGAAAACAAAAAAGAACAAACAGAAAACUCCUGGAAUUGGGGAAGGCAGCAGUACUAGCGAGACUCCCCAGCCUCCUAGGAAGAAAAGGGCUCGAGUGGAUCCCACGGUUGAAAGUGAAGAAACAUUUAUGAACAGAGUUGAAGUAAAGGUAAAAAUUCCAGAAGAGCUGAAACCAUGGCUUGUUGAUGACUGGGAUUUGAUCACCAGGCAAAAACAGCUCUUUUAUCUUCCUGCCAAGAAGAACGUUGACUCAAUUUUAGAGGAUUACGCAAGCUACAAGAAAUCACGAGGAAACACUGAUAAUAAAGAAUAUGCUGUUAAUGAAGUUGUUGCUGGAAUAAAAGAGUACUUCAAUGUAAUGUUGGGGACUCAACUGCUGUACAAAUUUGAGAGGCCACAGUAUGCUGAAAUCUUAGCAGAUCAUCCCGAUGCGCCUAUGUCACAAGUCUAUGGUGCACCACACCUACUACGAUUAUUUGUACGAAUUGGAGCUAUGCUUGCGUACACCCCUCUUGAUGAGAAGAGCCUGGCUUUGUUGUUAAACUACUUGCAUGAUUUCUUGAAGUAUUUAGCAAAGAAUGCUUCCACAUUGUUUAGUGCCAGUGACUAUGAAGUAGCCCCUCCUGAAUACCAUCGGAAAGCAGUAUAACGCCAUGCCUCUGUAUAGUGAAGUAAUACUUGGAUCUCUGUAACAGUGCUGUCCAUUUCUACAUUUUGUUCUUUGUCCUUCCAUUGCACAUGUCUCUUGCACAGUUUAUGUAAAUUUAAAGUGAAUAAAGUGUGUGUUAAAACUGAA